GGAGAAUAACACGAGCCAUUAUCAAAGCAAGAGAAAAAGAAGAAAUAAUUACUACUAAACAGCUUGCUACUGUUGUUUCAAACGCAGUCGGAUUUGGUCGCAAGGACAAACUAAAUCGUUUYGCCCAUCCUGCCACAAAAACGUUUCAAGCAUUACGUAUUUUAGUUAACGAUGAACUCAAUGAACUUCAAAAGGCUUUAAAAGCUGCCCAAAAGCUUCUAGUUCCCGGAGGAAGACUGGUUGUGAUUUCGUUUCACUCUGUUGAGGAYAUCAUUGUAAAGCAUUUCCUUAAAGAUCCUCCUGUYGAGUCUAUMUCAAGGCGUAAGGCUCAGUUGUCUCCUAAGAACUCUGCAUGGUUACCUUUAAACAAGAAAGUAGUUUGCCCAUCAGAUCAAGAACUUCUUUGUAACCCACGAUGUAGGUCAGCAAAACUACGCGCAGCCGUCAAAACCAAUAAYACAGUCCUUAGUUUAAAUCAGUUGACGCAUAUUCUAGAUGAAGUAGCAAAAGGAACUGUUAAGGAGGGACCUACUCAUUAAGUAUUGUCAUGUUAGUAUAUUUACUUAUACGAGUUGAGUGAAUAAUAUCUACAGCUCUACAACACCGAUUUUGAAUCAUCAGUUUGCUUGUCCGU
Messenger RNA from Exaiptasia diaphana, 634 nucleotides. Its product is annotated as ribosomal RNA small subunit methyltransferase H. Gene Ontology annotation, molecular function: rRNA (cytosine-N4-)-methyltransferase activity. The transcript has a single exon. Gene Ontology annotation, biological process: rRNA base methylation. The record is from RefSeq and is a predicted model, not a curated record. NCBI's taxonomy places the organism in Eukaryota, Metazoa, Cnidaria, Anthozoa, Actiniaria, Aiptasiidae. The annotation marks the transcript as partial.